AUGAUAGACGUGGCUCGCUCCUUAAUCGGGAAAUUUCCCGCACUGGAUCUCAUCGACUCCUUCGCCAAAACCUCCUACACCCCACGCCCCCAAGAAACCAUCUACCGGGGUAAAGACGGCACGCACGCGGAAAACUACCCCAACCUGUACAAAGACAUCGCGGCGGCCUACGCGCUAGCCAUCGAAUGGAAAGUCACCGACGACAAAGCCUACGCCGACGCCGCCGUCUCCAUCUUGGACGCCUGGGCCACAACGCUGAAAGGCAUCUCGGGAAACUCCGACAAGUUCCUCGCGUCGGGAAUCUACGGCUACGAGUUCGCCAACGCCGCCGAGAUCAUGCGCGACUACGACGGCUGGGAUAAGGAGAAGUUGGCCGCGUUCCAAGAGAUGAUGGUCUCGGUGUUCUAUCCCAUGAAUCAUGAUUUCUUUGUCCGGCAUAACGACGCCAAGAUUGACCACUACUGGGCGAACUGGGAUCUGUGUAACGUGGCUUCGAUGCUCUCGAUUGGUGUGCUGGCCGAUAAUGAGACCAUGUAUCAGGAGGCGGUGGACUAUUUUAAGAAUGGGACGGGCAACGGUGCCAUUGAGAAGAUGGUCUGGAAGUUGUAUGAUGUUGAGGGUCAGGUUCUGGGCCAGGGCCAGGAGGCCGGGCGGGAUCAGGGCCAUUCUAUGCUGGACUUCGCGCUCUUGGGGGCUAUCGCUCAGGCGGCGUUUAAUCAGGGGGAGGAUUUGUUUGCUUAUGCUGAUAAUCGUAUUUUGGCGGGGUGGGUGUUUUCCUGCUUUCAUUUCCGUUCUUUGUCCUCUGGGUUCUUGGCUUUGGAGAUGGACUUGUUGCUGACGUUUGCCAGGGCGGAGUAUGUGGCCAAGUAUAACCUCGGCGAAGACGUUCCCUAUACGACAUACCAGAAUAGCGAUGUCACGCAAACGGUUAUCAGCGAGAACUCCCGCGGCGAUGUGCGUCCUAUCUGGGAGCUUCUGUACAACCACUAUGGGGUUCUCAAGAAGCUGAAUGCGACUUGGACGAAGAAGUAUCGUGAUAUGGUGGUUGAGAAGGGUGAGGGAGCUGAGGGUGGUGGUGGUUAUUAUGGGAGUACAAGUGGUGGGUUUGAUCAGUUGGGAUAUGGGACAUUGCUGUAUAGUCUUUAG
Aspergillus nomiae NRRL 13137 is the source of this 1146-nucleotide messenger RNA. RefSeq names its product GPI anchored protein. Bases 1 to 1146 code for a protein of 381 amino acids. The transcript has 2 exons. NCBI's taxonomy places the organism in Eukaryota, Fungi, Ascomycota, Eurotiomycetes, Eurotiales, Aspergillaceae. Gene Ontology annotation, cellular component: periplasmic space. The record is from RefSeq and is a predicted model, not a curated record. Gene Ontology annotation, molecular function: lyase activity.